Molecule: messenger RNA, 684 nt
Organism: Colletotrichum abscissum
Lineage: Eukaryota; Fungi; Ascomycota; Sordariomycetes; Glomerellales; Glomerellaceae
Exons: 3
Coding region: 1-684 (227 amino acids)
Source: RefSeq, a predicted model, not a curated record
AUGCCACUGUGCGCAACCACGAGGCACAGCAAUAUACCCUUUGGGAACAUCGAGCCACAGCUAUCGCGGCUCGCCGUCUUCUUUAUGAUUGUCCACAAUCGACAUAUCCACCUCUUCAAUUCGUUUCGCGACUUGCCGCCAAGGUUAACAGACCGAUCGAGCGAGCAGGACGAGAAGAAUGGAAGUGGGCGGACGUUCGUAGCAGCAACUCGGCUAGCAGCCUGCUUGCUUCCUGGUAACGCACUUCAUUGGACCAUGUUCGACGUGAUUCAGAACAAAUGGAGAUUUCGGGUGAGCAAGACAGUGAGCCCAGUUGGGGAGCUCAGAGCCGUUCCCGUACCAGUGGCAUUACCGCCAGUUCCCGUCCCAGUUCUGGGUCACCGACCAGCCCGGAAGAGCGACUACAAGUGCGGGCACACCAGCCAGGGCAGACAGAGCAGGGGGCUGGCAGGCAUCAUGGGGGGGCAGGGACAUGGCUCCAUCCGCACGCGGCCUGGAAGCAACACAGGCCCAGACAAGAGCUCAGGAGAGGGUACCCGGGCGGCAUCUCAGUGGUGCAGGAUGGGUGCCCUGGCCCAUUACCCCCUGGGCUUACUGAGGGGCGAACCUGCUGACCGGCCCAUCAUCAUCCAUUGCCAUGAUAUUCGCCGGAAGCUUGCAGAGCAGUGGGCCAAACGGGCAUGA